AGAAUAUGUUCUUAGUGAUCUAAAUGUGUGUAUAAAUAGAUAUCUUCCUCAACUAAAGAAAAUCACAACUCGCACACUACUACUACUACAACUUAAUUAGCUAUAUAUCUCCAAGUUUCUUCAUCUCUCUAAGCUCAACAAAAUGGCUCAACAUGUCCCCCAGAAGCACAUGAUUGAACAGUACGGACCUUAUGGUUCUCAAUGUCCUGAAAACUACAGUUUUCAACUUGAGCAAGGUGAAACUAUCAAGGAAGUGAUAAUAGGGCACGGAUUCAUUGUGGACGCAAUUGGGUUCGUCGUAGCUAAGCCAUGUGGAGGCACUUACACUAAGAUGUUUGGUGGCAGUUGCGGAAAUAAGUCCAAGAUUGUACUCAAGUGUGGUGAGAAAAUAACUCAAAUUAGCGGCACAUACGGAAAUUACUCAUACAUGGGUAACAAAUGUGUCAUUGCAACAAUGAAAAUCCACACUAACUUAUGUCCAACUGGAUAUGGGCCAUUUGGACAAGGAAAGGCAGUCUCUUGUGCACAAAAAUUCGCAUCGCCACUCCCGCUUGACGGUCCUAUCGUUGGAGUGUUUGGAAGAAGCCACAACUAUCUCGAGUCCGUUGGGAUUUUCGUGAAAAAGAUGGAUUGCUCAUGCUCUUAAAUACGAUGUCGAAAUCGUUGGCUAUAUUGAUAUAUCUAGCCUCCAGAUUUCAGCAAAAACUAUAUGUAACAUUUGAAUUUCUUCGUUUCCAAUAAGCCAAUGCUUUGUACAAAAGAACAAAGUGACCUCUCCUCUCAAGCAUGAUUUCUGAUCAUAUAUAAACUUAAGGGAGUGUUAAUUGUAUCGUUUUUCCUAAUUAAUCUAUUACUAUAUAUUAGUGUAUUA
Spinacia oleracea (spinach) is the source of this 871-nucleotide messenger RNA. RefSeq names its product protein GOS9. The record is from RefSeq and is a predicted model, not a curated record. Bases 143 to 646 code for a protein of 167 amino acids. The transcript is spliced from 4 exons. NCBI's taxonomy places the organism in Eukaryota, Viridiplantae, Streptophyta, Magnoliopsida, Caryophyllales, Amaranthaceae.